AUGGAAGACACAGUACAUAGUACAUUUGUUUCUCAAAAAAUUUCAAAAAUUCGUUGGAAACCAGAACAAUUAAGUGAAUCACAAUACUUUGUUACCGGUGGCACAGAUGAAAUCAACAAUUAUUUAACGUUAUGGAAUUACCCUAUAAAACAAACGGAUUCGGAAAAUUAUCCUUUAAAGGAAAGAACAUUUUCUCAUUUAGGAGAUGUAACCGAUAUGAAAUUUUUAUUAAAUGAUCACCUUGUCGUAUCUUCUUCCUGUGGAUUCGUUACACUUUUGCAAUGUGAUCAGUCUGAUUUUAGGCUAAUUACAACAUGGGAAAAGUUACAUUAUUAUAAAACUAAAGAGCCAAGUCCAUGCACUGGCUUGGCUUGUUUCGAAGAAGAUAUAGCCACUAUUGGAGAAGAUGGACGCAUAGUUUUGCUCACUCUUGUUCAAACAAAACCGAUAAGAGUCAUUGAAAGUUUAAAUAGUUCAUCUCAUUUAUGUAUUGAUUUCCUGAAACAUAAUGAACUUCUAACGGGAGAUUUAAGGGGACAAAUGAAAAUAUGGGAUCUAAGAGUUCCUGAAAAUUGUCCUUUAACUACAUUUAUGCUUUCUGGAGACCAAAUUGCUGCAAUGUGCAUUGCAGUUCAUUCAAGUCAAAAACAUAUAUUAUUAGUUGGAGGAGAAGAUGGGUCUGUUUAUGUGUGGGAUUUAAGAAAAAGCACCCACCCCAUUAAUAUUAUAAAUGCUCAUAAAGGCUCAGUAUCUGAAAUGGUUUUUCAUCCACUACAUCCUGAACACCUAUUUACAUGUUCGUCAAGCGGUCAAUUAUGGCAUUGGAAUACUGUUAAAAAUAUACGAGAAUAUGAUAAACAAGAAAAUAUUUGGUUAAGUAGUAAUACGAAUAACAAAAAAAUGGAAAUUUUUUCACUUAUGCCUACAGUACACAAACCAAUAAAUUCAUUGGAUGUCAACAGGAAUAGAUUAAUAUGUGGAUGUGAUAAUGAAGCUAUUUAUAUAAUUAAAAAUUUGCCAAUUUAA
Messenger RNA from Pediculus humanus corporis (human body louse), 1026 nucleotides. RefSeq lists its product as uncharacterized. The record is from RefSeq and is a predicted model, not a curated record. Gene Ontology annotation, molecular function: protein binding. Gene Ontology annotation, cellular component: nuclear pore outer ring. NCBI's taxonomy places the organism in Eukaryota, Metazoa, Arthropoda, Insecta, Psocodea, Pediculidae. The transcript has 5 exons. The coding region runs from base 1 to 1026 and encodes 341 amino acids.